GAGAGCAACUUCCAGUUUAUAAAAUAAGUAAACUAAUCUGAAUUGUUUGCAAUGGUAGGAACUGGUUGUAUAAAAUGUUAAUUAGGUGGCCCGUGCUCGAAAACUGCUCUCAGGAUAUGACCAAUGGGAGAGCAGACCUAGGCUCCUUCAUUUGCAUGCAGACUUCACGACAAAAUAACGAAUCAGAGAUGGAGAAACUAAAUCUUCAUUUACAUAACAUUGUCUACAAAUUCCGAGGAUCAGGAGAUGUACAUUUCAUUUUCAUUCCUACCUGCAGAACAGCAAAGAUAGUAUGCCCGAGCCAGCGAAAUCCGCUCCCGCCCCGAAGAAGGGCUCCAAGAAGGCCGUGACCAAGGCGCAGAAAAAGGACGGCAAGAAGCGCAAGCGCAGCCGCAAGGAGAGCUACUCCGUAUACGUGUACAAGGUGCUGAAACAGGUCCACCCCGACACCGGCAUCUCCUCCAAAGCCAUGGGGAUCAUGAAUUCCUUUGUCAACGAUAUCUUCGAGCGCAUCGCCGGCGAGGCUUCCCGCCUGGCUCAUUACAACAAGCGCUCGACCAUCACUUCCAGGGAAAUCCAGACGGCCGUGCGACUGCUGCUUCCCGGGGAGCUUGCCAAGCACGCUGUGUCGGAGGGCACCAAGGCCGUCACCAAGUACACCAGCUCCAAGUAAACCUGGCCCUGCAACUGCCUUAGUACACCCAAAGGCUCUUUUCAGAGC
Nomascus leucogenys (northern white-cheeked gibbon) is the source of this 721-nucleotide messenger RNA. Its product is annotated as histone H2B type 1-C/E/F/G/I. The record is from RefSeq and is a predicted model, not a curated record. NCBI's taxonomy places the organism in Eukaryota, Metazoa, Chordata, Mammalia, Primates, Hylobatidae. Gene Ontology annotation, cellular component: nucleosome. Gene Ontology annotation, molecular function: protein heterodimerization activity; DNA binding; structural constituent of chromatin.